ACAGUUGUAUUCGGCAGCAGCUGAAUGAAGUAGACGGGAGGAAGUGGCGGUUAAUGCAGCUCCACACCUUUCCGGUGUAGCAGCACUGCGACCAGCUCGACUUAAAGGAGAAAGACGAGAGCUGUGUGUAUUUAUGAAGGCAGGAGGGGGAGAUAGGAGGCGGACAAGAAGUGGAGUUUUAUGAGUGGAUACAUGUGUUGCUGAGUCACCGAAGAUUUUUUCGAAGACAACUCCUUCAGCACGGUGAAGUUACCCGGCGUGAGGUUUUAAUGGAAGAGCCGCAGAGAGCAGCUUUUCUCCGGUAGUACUGAACAGAACAAGGGCGCACCCGGUGAGGAGGACUGCCAGACACAAACCCCACACGGAAUUCACAAGUACCGCGGCUUUUCUGGCCCUUAAACAAUAAACGGUGGCUGUCCGUUUCAGAUUUUAAUUGUCACGCCCUGUUUUUCCUCAUUUCGAUUUGGACACGACAAUGAACGACCUGCAACACCCGCUGCCAAGUUCUUAGACUAAUCGUGCCAUGUUGUAUAAAGGCCUUGCAAACAUUGUGAUACUUUGAACAUCAAUGUCCCUGCACCUCACUGGAUCCUGACGCUGAAGUCGGACACUCGAAGUACUGUUUUUCACCAAAUUUAACAUGAUCCUGCGUUUUUGACCAUUUCUCACCUGUGCUCGUACUUGAGUUAUGAUUUCGCAACAAAGCUCAUAAUAAAUUUGAAGCUAACAUCAAAGUGAAUAACCAUUGCAGACAGAGCUGUCGGACAUUUUUCUUGUUAGGAGCGAAGUAUUUAUGCACAAAAGUUCAAAAUGGGGAAAAUGCUCUCAAAAAUAUUUGGCAACAAGGAGAUGAGAAUAUUAAUGCUUGGACUUGACGCUGCUGGUAAGACAACAAUUCUUUACAAACUGAAACUUGGACAGUCUGUCACCACUAUCCCCACAGUCGGAUUCAAUGUGGAGACUGUCACCUACAAAAAUGUUAAGUUCAACGUUUGGGACGUCGGAGGCCAGGACAAGAUUCGUCCUCUGUGGCGACACUACUACACAGGCACCCAAGGGUUAAUUUUCGUGGUGGAUUGCGCGGACAGGGAUCGCAUCGAUGAGGCAAGGCAGGAACUUCACCGCAUCAUUAAUGACCGGGAGAUGAGGGAUGCCAUCAUCUUGAUAUUCGCCAAUAAGCAAGACCUUCCGGAUGCCAUGAAGCCUCAUGAAAUCCAAGAGAAGCUCGGAUUGACCCGGAUCAGAGAUAGGAAUUGGUAUGUUCAGCCCUCCUGUGCGACCACAGGUGAUGGACUGUAUGAGGGCUUGACAUGGCUAACCUCAAAUUACAAAUCUUAAUGAUUGAGUGCUGACUGUUUUAGGUCAAAACUAUAUUAAAGUUGCAAGUAACAAAUAACUUCUCAAAUGAGUAUGGUUAAGAAAAAAGUUGAUUAUCACCCAUUUAUUUUUAAUACUAUGUUUACCCCAUGACUAAUUUAUCUUUAACUGGGUUUGCUGGCUUAAAGUUUGCUUGUACUCUGUAGCAAGCCAAUAUCACAUUCAUUACUAUGGGCCUUGCUUGAUGAAUACUGAAUUAAUUGGUCCUAGUGUUAAAGCCACAGAGAUCACCGCCUUUGCCUAUUCUUUCUCCUGUUUUAUAUAAUUUUUCUAAUGCAGCUGGAGUUUUUGAUCUUCAUCCUUUGGACUAAAGCUUGUUUCCAGGUUCUUCAGUCUCUGUUGCAUUGAACUUGGGUGUUAUUUUUCUUCAAAGGUGAGACCGUUAGUGUCACGUAGCCCACUGGGAAAGACUGACAUUUGUUUCUACACAGUACUGUGAUGGAAAAGUAUUUCUUCUCAACUGUAUUGACUGCUUCAAGGGGGAAAAAAAGAAAUUUUCACCGUUGCUUACAUUUCAUUGCCAUCAGUCUUGACAUCAAAGAAAAAAAAAAAGACUUCUGGUAUGUUUUGUUACCCCUCACAAUCCCCUUAUGUGGGCUAUAUAGUUAACUGAUUGACCUUUUGUGUCAUGUCUUGAUACCUAAUUGUGCUGAAUAUUCAACAAAUAGGCCUCCAGUAACUCUUACACAUGCUUGUUGGGAUGCAUUUUUAAUUUUGGGUAACAUGUAGUCAGUCAACUCAAUCUUUCCAAAGGAAUGUCAUUCAGCUCUGAGCACUCUCAAUCUGAUACCACAGUUGAUUAGUCUCAGUAUUGGGACAUUAUAUGAUAGCCUAUAUCUGUAGCAUGAGUACGGAAGUACAGUAACCCUACAUCAGAAUCCAUCUGUUGUGCAGUCAGAGGAAGCUGCUUAUUGGUGAAAUGUUGAAGACACCUUGUGGUGCAGCUCUUACUCCUACUUUGACUGGGGGAACCAUGUACAGAACAAUGUCAUUGUAAUGUCUUAUUAAAAAAGUGAUUUUAAAUGUU
This is a messenger RNA of Sphaeramia orbicularis (orbiculate cardinalfish), 2404 nucleotides long. It is a transcript of the gene arf6b, whose product is annotated as ADP-ribosylation factor 6b. The record is from RefSeq and is a predicted model, not a curated record. The transcript has 2 exons. Gene Ontology annotation, molecular function: GTPase activity; GTP binding. Lineage: Eukaryota; Metazoa; Chordata; Actinopteri; Kurtiformes; Apogonidae. Bases 811 to 1338 code for a protein of 175 amino acids.